AUGUAUUUGGGCGAACCCAGAAGACCUUUAUUGGAAAGGGUUUUUUGGUUUGGUGUUAUGUCGUUGGUGAUGUCCUUAUGUGGCUUGCAAAUUUAUCAAUUAUACAGCAAUUGGUUGAGUAGUAGAACGAUAUUGACGUUGGAUAACAAUAAGUAUGGUAUAUGGGACCUACCGUUUCCUGCAAUUACAUUUUGUAGUGAUAUUCAGCUUCAACAUAUAGACAACAGGACACUCGGAGACGAUGCUUUUAAUAAAGAAUCAGAAGAUGUAAUAAAUUUGCUGUGUAAUAAGUUUGAACUUUAUAAAAACGUGACAUUAAAAAUGAUUAAAUCAAAAAAUUGGGAGCACGUGAUCAAGUACCACAAUACUGGCUGCAAAAAUCUGAUUCCUAUGUUAUUUUGGAUUCAAGACGAAAUCUACUCGCCUUGUGAUUAUAUCCAACCGAUUAUAACGUCAUACGGGCUGUGUUAUUCAAUAAAUAUGAUUCCUCAUCAUCAUUUAAUGGACGAUAACUAUCUCCGAUCAACGUCUUUUUUGAACUUGACACAAGCCGAUAUCGUGGCGAAGAAAAACCAAACCACCUGGACCCCAGAAACUGGUUACAGCCUGAACGCUACCCCGUUUGACGUGCCGUGGAGAGUGACCGGCGACACCGUCGACAAUGCGGUUCGGUUGAUCUUUGAUUUGAAGAACGAGAAUUUAGGAGACCACUGUCCGAAAAGAGAAUCUGGACUGACGGUAUACCGACAAUUAUCGUUUAGUUUGUUUGAUCAUAGUCCAUAG
Molecule: messenger RNA, 783 nt
Organism: Myzus persicae (green peach aphid)
Lineage: Eukaryota; Metazoa; Arthropoda; Insecta; Hemiptera; Aphididae
Exons: 5
Coding region: 1-783 (260 amino acids)
Biological process (GO): sodium ion transport
Cellular component (GO): membrane
Molecular function (GO): sodium channel activity
Source: RefSeq, a predicted model, not a curated record